Fusarium sp. VM40 is the source of this 1767-nucleotide messenger RNA. The record is from the annotation of a GenBank genome assembly. Lineage: Eukaryota; Fungi; Ascomycota; Sordariomycetes; Hypocreales; Nectriaceae.
AUGGUCUUAGCCGAUGUGCUUAAGCGAUGGCAGAAAAUCAAUGGCAAGGAAGCAUAUCUUUGCACAGGUACCGAUGAACAUGGCAUGAAGAUUCAACAAGCUGCUCUGAAGGAGGGAAUGCCACCCAAGGAGUUUUGCGAUGACAACUCCAACAAGUUCAAGGGUCUGGCUGAACACUCUCACAUCUCCCACGACUUCUUCAUCCGAACUACCGACCAAGACCACAAAGAUGUUGUGCAGGAGUUUUGGCAGCUUCUGAAAGCUCGUGCGCCCGAAGGAUUGGGCUUAUACAAAGGAAAGCAUGACGGCUGGUACUGUGUUAGCGAUGAGUGCUUCUAUCCCGAGGACCUUGUCCAGCCUGGCGUCGUGCCGCAGACAGGUCGCAAGAUCAUGAUCAGCAAGGAGUCGGGCAACGAAGUCGAGUGGGUCACAGAAGAGACCUGGUUCUUCCCCUUGUCCAAGUACAAGGAGAAGCUACUCAAAUUCUAUGAUGAGAACCCUGAUUGGAUUCAACCAGUUACCCGUAUGAAUGAAGUACGGAAUUGGGUUGAAAAUCACCUGGAGGAUCUCUCAGUUACUCGCCCGGCGUCAAGACUAACCUGGGGAAUCUCAGACCCUGACGAACCUGGCAACACCAUUUAUGUUUGGGUUGAUGCCCUUGUCAACUAUCUGACCAAGGCUGGAUUUGGUUCCAAGUGGCACGUUGGCGAUCCCGACACAGGUAUCUGGCCGGCAGAUGUCCAUGUUAUUGGCAAGGACAUCAUCCGCUUCCACGCAAUCUACUGGCCUGCUCUCCUCAUGGCUGCUGGCCUUCCCCUACCGAAGAAGAUUCUCUGUCAUAACCACUGGACCAUGUCCAAUCGAAAGAUGUCCAAGUCCCUCGGAAAUGUCGUCAAUCCAUUCUCUGCCCUACAGCGAUGGAACGUCGAUCCCCUCCGGUACUUCCUCAUGAGAAACGGCAGCUUCAAAGGAGACAUGAGCUAUGCUAACGAAACCAUCAUGGCUAUCUACGAAAAGGAGCUACAAGCUAACAUUGGAAACUUGUUCAGCCGCAUAGCUCGCAGCAAGGUUAGCAACUGGUCAACCCAACAGUCACUCGAGGCUGCCCGAAGGGGCGAUUUCGACAACAUUGCUAGCUUUGUGCCUCAGAGAUCCGAUGAGCCGGACCAGACUGACUUUCUGGGUCUCGAGUCAACCUUGGACCGCGCUCCUGAUGAGAUCCGACAAGACAUGGAUGAAACCAACCUCAGCAAUGCUCUACAAGGCAUCUUCAGACUUCUUCAAAAUACCAACCGCUUCAUCACUGAUACCGCGCCCUGGAAUAUCGCGAAGGAGACAGACCCAGAUGCACAAGUCCGUCUCGAUUGGGUCAUCUACCGAUGCGCCGAGGCACUACGCAUCGCAGGCAUCUUCCUACAGCCCGUCAUGCCUUCAAGAGCUGCUGAGCUGCUGGAUGGCCUAGGCGUUAAACAAGAGAGGCGUACAGUCGACUACGCUUGUAAAAAUGCUGAUCUUGAAUAUGGCGCGAAGCCUGUUCCCAAGGAAGGCUGGGUACCCAACGCUUUCCAGUCUCUGUUUCCACCCGUUGCGGGUAUUGAGCUGCCAGAUGAGGAGGCCGUAAUUGAUACCGACAAUUCAAAAGAGCGCCAGUCCGGGGCCCCGAAAACAAAAAGGAUGAAGAAUCGAUUGGGUCGUGUGGUGCAAUCCUUGACUAACAAGGCCCAACCCUAUGGAGUUGACAACGUCACUAAGAGCUCGACAAGAUAA